AUGGCGCCCUAUCAUGAACACGUCAAAUGCGUCGAGUACGCUGCGUGUUUCCUGACGCAGCACCAGCGAGUACAUUUUAUACACACCGAACUAAGCACACGUACGAGACCGGCUCCCGAACGCUUGUUGAGCGAGGUCCUGCCAACUCUUCUGUGCCUACCCGGUCGGGUACUAUUUAAGUUAGCGCUCCACAACUCUAUGCCUUCGCAACCACUGGUCAACAUCUCAGGUCGUACUCAACCUCAGGCUGGUCGUCGCCCCGAAGUCGACAUAUCCGGCCCUAUCAUACCUCCGCGCCCUGCAAACAUUAUCCCUCCCGUAGUGCCCCAGCCGAAUGUUCGUAACGCACGGCCUUUCGACCCGAAUGCUUCGCGUCAGGGGCCUUCACCCGCACAACUGGCGGCCGCUCUUGGCGCGCAUGCGUUGCGGUCUCACUCGGGUGCCCCACAGCAAGCCACACGCGCGUCAAGUUUCAUCCCGCCCGGUAUGCAGCGCUCGGCAUCUGGUUCGAGCAGUAGAGGCCGCAGCCGAACAAGAUCGAGUUCAAGCUCUUCUAGUUCGAGUAGCUCGUCCAACUCCGACGACAGUCCCGCAUCCCGCGGUUCUUCACGCGGCCACGACUCGCGCUCGCGGUCGAACCGUCUCGAUGGUUCGCACUCCCGGUCUCGAGCGAACACUCGGCCUUCGUCACGUUCUCACCGAUCGCGUUCCCCCAACGCAUCAACUACUCGACGGCGAUCCCGUUCACCACCUCUGCGUCAGAGCUCAGGGCGUAGUGGUACCCCGAGCCACGAUUCCCGUGCCAGCGGGACACCGUCGCCGUCUGCCUCGCCCGCCGCAACAUCCACCUCGCUCCCUUCUGCGACUGCCUCGAGGCGCCAAUCGCGUGGGUUCCGCAGGUCCCGCCGCAAACCGCGAGCGCGACUGCCGCCUCCCGAGGUUCCUCGUGAGGUUGAGGAACCUAUCUUGAUCGAUGCUCGCGAAUUGUACUGGCUGUACAUGGCGACCACUACACUUGGAUUCUUUCCCGAACGUCGUCUGCGUUCGCAGUUUGCAAAGCAAGCUUUUGAGGUGGCGAACUCAAAGGCUCGCGAUGCUGGUCACGAUACCAUCCCAUACUUUCAUACCCAGCAUCGUAAAGCGAUCGAUGACUACGCCACGUCCAUGAAAGGCACUCUGAAGAAAGUCGUUGAACACUACCCUGUCGAUAAGUACAAGUUUCAGGCUACGGAUUCGCUGGCGCAGCGGCGCAGAUGGUUCACAUCUCUGAUGGCCGCCGAGAUCGGCCCUCGAACAUACAAGAUGUUCCUUCACGUUAUAGAUCGUGACGAGAGACGUAUCAAAUACUACCAAAACGAGGCGAUAACGUCUGCAUGGCGUGCCAUGUUCAUAGAGUCUAAGUACUCAGACAUUACGCUACAGUAUGUCGACGAGUACGAGAAGGCACCAUUGAACACGAUUGCCUUUGCGGCCUCUGCCGUGGAUUUCGCUAUCGAGUACACUGGUCCUGAUAGCCGCUUCGCUCAGAGUCGGUAUAGCGACGUCAAGUUCAAAGCGAAGUUGUUACGCCCGAUCUUCAACGAAAUUCUCGCGGAGCUGAAGGUCACGUCUGGUGCCCCACCCGAAGAUGAGGCUCGCCAGGGGCUGGAAACGCUGCGAUCGACAUUGGGUGGUUACGUGCGGGAGCUGGUGAAGUCUCUCAAUGUCAACGCGGCAUAUGAAGAUGUGCAAGAGCCAUCCCAGGGACAGACGAUCGCGCAGCUCCUGAAGGAGCACGACUUCUUCGCGUUGCCGCUCACAGACGAUCCAGAGCCUGCCCAGGUCGCACUCCCACCUCCACGUCAACCUGUCGGGUAUAUGCCGCCCGAGCCGACUAACUUUCGCAACCCCGCAAGUGGAUUCCACCCCUCCUCGUACAACCAGCGGCACAUGGCAUUUGGCCACCCUGGGACCUCACUCCCCGAUGCUCAGUCUACGCCUGCAUUUUCUGCCUCUCAAUAUGGCGGGUUUCCUGAACAGGAAUGGUCAACGUCAUCGCAAUAUGGCCAGAGUGUGCAAGGUUUUCGUGCACAACCUACGGGCAAUGAGUCGAGUGGAAGAUCGUUCGGUGGAGGCCCGUUCCGUCCCUGGUAG
Peniophora sp. CBMAI 1063 is the source of this 2133-nucleotide messenger RNA. The record is from the annotation of a GenBank genome assembly. Lineage: Eukaryota; Fungi; Basidiomycota; Agaricomycetes; Russulales; Peniophoraceae.